Sphenostylis stenocarpa is the source of this 666-nucleotide messenger RNA. The record is from the annotation of a GenBank genome assembly. NCBI's taxonomy places the organism in Eukaryota, Viridiplantae, Streptophyta, Magnoliopsida, Fabales, Fabaceae.
AUGGCCAACACCGCUCAGGCUAUAGUCGCCUCCGUCGACUACCGCCUCGCGCCGGAACACCGGCUUCCGGCGGCGUAUGAUGAUGCCAUGGAGGCGCUGCGGUGGAUCGGAAAGAGCGAAGAUGAGUGGUUGAGGCAAUACGCGGAUUAUUCGAAGUGUUAUGUUACGGGGAAUAGCGCCGGAGCCAGCAUCGCCUACCACGCAGGUCUUCGUGCAAUUGAAGAGGUAAAUGAUCUUGAACCACUGAAGAUCCAAGGUUUGAUAUUGCGUCAACCAUUCUUUGGUGGAACGCAGAGGACAGAGUCAGAGUUAAGGCUUGAACAUAACCCACUUAUUCCAUUGUGUGUGACGGAUUUUAUGUGGGAAUUGGCGCUGCCAAUCGGUGCUGAUCGUGGCCAUGAGUACUGCAAUGUUAGGGCUGGAAAUGGGGUUGAGAAAUUCGACAAGAUGAGGGAACUUGGGUGGAGGGUAUUGGUGAGUGGCACCAAUGGUGACCCAUUGGUGGAUCGUGACAAGGAGUUGGUACUGUUGAUGGAAGAAAAAGGGGUGCAAGUGGUGAAGGACUUUCAAGAAGAAGGGUUCCAUGGAGUGGAACUUUUUGUGCCAUUGAAAGCACACCAAUUCAAUGCGUUAGUUAAAGAUUUCAUUCACACGAUGGAAGCCUAG